This is a messenger RNA of Chara braunii, 1599 nucleotides long. The record is from the annotation of a GenBank genome assembly. Lineage: Eukaryota; Viridiplantae; Streptophyta; Charophyceae; Charales; Characeae.
CUUAGAAGGCCACCUCAAACACCUACGCAAUAUUCUACAGUGCUUACGCAAGCAUGACUUUUAUGCAAAGCUUAGUAAAUGCCGCUUUGUGUAGCGCAAAGUGGACUUCUCAGGACACCAUGUGUCUGACCAGGGUCUCCAUAUGGAUGGUGCGAAGAUCACUGCUAUUGUGGAGGCGUGCCCGCUCUGUGAUACCUCUCCGACGCAGGACUCAGCGACUCAGCAGCAGGACGACUCCAGCGGCAUCGAGUACAGCAUUGACGGUACCGGUUACGACCGGAGUUCUUCCCGCAUGCCCGGUCCAAAGGGCCGGUGAGCCGUUGGCAGAUUACCUUCAGCGGGUACAGGCAUUCACUGAUGCCGUAGCAACCGCAAACGCACAGGAGGAAGCAGAGGCGGAACGUCAACGGCUGGCCAAAGAGGCGGCAGCCCAAGCUCAGCAGACUGCUGAGGAUGACGCAGCAGCACGGGACCAACGGAAUGCCGCCAGCACGGAAUCCCUGAUUCAUAAUGAGAAUCGGUGGACAACGAUCCUCGAGGGCAUGAUCUUUGUGCCUUCCGAAGAGCAGGCAGAUCCGACACCGGCGGAGGUAGAGAGGACUCACCUGGCUAAUGUGAUGUUGACAAUGAUGCGAGCGAUCAUGUGGAACAAUACGAUGUUAGCAGUACAAAUACACGAAGGCAGACAGUUGCAACAGAUUCAGCAGAAGGAUUUUGCAGCCUUGUCAGCAGCUGUUCGCACUACCGCCACACAUCAGCAACAACAGCAACAGCUGUGGAACACCACCACCGCACGCGUCAGCAGCAUCGAGGCUAAGGCCGCAGCAGCGCCAGGCUGCUUGACAGACGAGACGAAGCAACUCAACGGGCGCAUCGAUCACGUCGUCAAGCUCAUCGGUGAAAUAGGUGUUUUCAAUGGGCCGGACAGGAUCAGUAGCACGGUAGCCGCCAUCAAGAUGGACAUCACCAAGCUACAGACGAGACCGGAUGCCACGACGAAGAGUUACAAGAUGCCACACUUCGACAUCAGCAAGUUCGACGACCACAACAAGACGGACGCCUUGGCAUGGUGGCAACGUUUCCUUACGGAAGCAUCCUGCCGCACUGUCCCAGACGACUACAUGAUGAAGGCGCUAUACUUACAACUGAUUGGAGGAGCACAGGCAUGGAUGAACCACCUGGCGGCUACCCACACAUGCACCAUCGCCGAACUUCACACGCACAUCACGUGGAAGGAGUUCGAGCAGCUAUGGUUCACCCGGUUCAUGGUCCACAACAUCGUGAAGGCGGCCAUGAACGAGGUGUACACCUGCUCUCAAGGAAGUAUGCCAACUCGAGACUGGACAACCAAGUGGCAGAAGAUAGUGACCACGCCAGGCUUCAAUUUGACUUUUCCAAAUCAACGAUCCGAGUUCUUCUCGCGAUCGUGCGCAGGAUUGCGGUCGGCACUCGGUAACGAGUACGACUAUACCUCGUUCCAGGCUAUCUUGGAUCGCGCAAACCUGGUCAUCCAAACGGACGACAAGGCCGCUAAUGAGAAAUAAUCCCAGCCGCAUUAUGUGGCUAAGCAGGGCUAUCAACGUCCGGCACAUAACAAUG